AUGCCAGGCUGUCAUCGCAAGUCUCCGCUCAAUAAUCCAAGCAGGCCAUACAUCGCUCUGGGACUGGAAGGAUCAGCCAACAAACUCGGCGCAGGAGUUAUCAAACACGAUGUCGAUGGAUCGACGGAAGUCCUUUCGAAUGUUAGACACACUUACAUCACACCUCCUGGGGAGGGAUUUCUUCCCCGAGACACUGCUCAGCACCAUCGAGAAUGGGCAUUAACGGUAAUAAAAGAUGCGGUUGCAAAGGCAAACAUCACGAUGCACGAUCUGGACUGUAUAUGUUAUACCAAAGGUCCCGGUAUGGGUGCACCUUUGCAGUCUGUUGUUCUAGUUGCUCGCACCCUCUCGUUGUUGUACGAGAAGCCCCUUGUCGGCGUCAAUCAUUGUGUUGGACAUAUCGAAAUGGGGCGGCAAGUCACUGGAGCUCAGAAUCCAGUGGUACUAUACGUAUCUGGAGGUAACACCCAGGUCAUCGCAUAUUCCCGACAAUGCUAUCGGAUAUUUGGAGAAACGCUCGAUAUCGCUGUUGGGAACUGCCUUGACAGGUUUGCCAGGGUCAUAAACCUGAGCAACGACCCAAGUCCAGGAUUUAACAUCGAACAAGAAGCUAAGAAGGGAAAUCGACUCGUCCCGUUACCUUACACAACCAAGGGAAUGGACGUUAGCUUGUCUGGCAUACUGACCUCGAUCGAAGUCUAUACAUCUGACCGUCGGUAUCGGCCUCAGGCCGAGCGUUCAGAAGAGUCUGAAGAUGUUAUUACGCCUGCGGAUCUCUGCUUCUCCCUCCAAGAGACGGUGUUCUCCAUGCUUGUUGAAAUCACGGAACGAGCAAUGGCUCAUAUUGGGAGUAAAGAGGUGCUCAUCGUCGGAGGAGUUGGCUGUAAUGAACGACUGCAAGAAAUGAUGGGCAUUAUGGCGCAAGAGCGCGAUGGACUGGUGUUUGCGACCGAUGAGCGUUUCUGCAUUGACAAUGGCAUCAUGAUUGCUCAGGCUGGUCUACUGAGUUAUCGUAUGGGAUUUCAGACACCUCUUGCAAAGAGCACCUGUACGCAGAGAUUCCGGACUGACGAAGUACAUGUCGCAUGGCGACCUUGA
Molecule: messenger RNA, 1098 nt
Organism: Suillus paluster
Lineage: Eukaryota; Fungi; Basidiomycota; Agaricomycetes; Boletales; Suillaceae
Product: glycoprotease family-domain-containing protein
Exons: 8
Coding region: 1-1098 (365 amino acids)
Biological process (GO): tRNA threonylcarbamoyladenosine modification
Cellular component (GO): cytoplasm; EKC/KEOPS complex
Source: RefSeq, a predicted model, not a curated record